UGCGCGCUCCCGUCGCGGCGGCGGCGGUGGCGAGCGGCGUCAGAGCUCGCUAGGGGGGGUUGACGGCUUCUGGCGGGUGUCGGGAGGAGGCGAGAGUCGGCUUAGCCCGUGUCACGUCUGUCUCAGAAACCGGACGGAGAGUGAGGGCACAAGGCUCGCUGUCGAGGGGGCUUCCAUCUUCCACGUCCACGCCGUCGUGAGGAGCGCUGCCCGGACUCUCCGACUCCUCAUUCGCAGGCCUCGAGGCCGCGGCGGCCACCGAGACAGCGCCGCACCUCCCCCAUCCCUUCCCCUCGUCCCCCGCCCGCCAGGGCCCGGCCGGUGCCCCACCCCCGCCUGCCUGCCUGCCUGCCCGACCGCCCGCCCGCUACGCCGCCGCCAUGUCGGCGCAGGCCCAGAUGCGCGCUAUGCUGGACCAGUUAAUGGGCACCUCUCGGGACGGGCCCUGGUGGUGGCAACCGCCUGUGUGCCACUGAAAAUCGUGCCGAUGCCUGGCAUACUGCAUAAAUGGAAGCAGGGUACCGCGUUCAAUGUAUCUAUGCCUGCCUACUUCAAUCUGCAAGGGAGUUUCAGAAAGGCCCCGCAUUCGCCGAGCCGAGAUACUACUCGUCAGCGAAUCAAAUUCAGCGAUGACAGAGUAUGCAAGAGCCACCUUCUCAACUGUUGCCCCCAUGAUGUCCUUUCUGGAACAAGAAUGGAUCUUGGAGAAUGCUUGAAAGUCCAUGACUUGGCUUUAAGAGCAGAUUAUGAAAUUGCAUCCAAAGAACAAGACUUUUUCUUUGAACUUGAUGCCAUGGAUCAUCUGCAGUCAUUCAUUGCAGAUUGUGAUAGAAGAACAGAAGUAUCUAAGAAAAGAUUAGCAGAAACUCAAGAAGAGAUAAGUGCUGAAGUGGCUGCAAAGGCAGAGCGUGUUCAUGAGUUAAAUGAGGAAAUAGGCAAGUUGUUGGCAAAAGUGGAACAACUAGGAGCUGAAGGAAAUGUGGAAGAAUCUCAGAAAGUCAUGGAUGAAGUCGAGAAAGCACGGGCAAAGAAAAGAGAAGCAGAGGAGGUUUAUCGGAAUUCUAUGCCAGCUUCCAGCUUUCAACAGCAAAAACUUCGUGUCUGUGAAGUCUGUUCUGCAUAUUUAGGUCUUCAUGAUAACGACAGACGACUUGCUGAUCAUUUUGGGGGUAAAUUGCACCUGGGAUUUAUUGAAAUAAGAGAGAAGCUGGAAGAAUUAAAGAGAGUUGUGGCUGAGAAGCAGGAGAAGAGAAACCAGGAACGUCUGAAACGAAGAGAAGAGAGGGAGAGAGAAGAACGGGAGAAACUGAGGAGAUCUAGAUCCAGAGAGCAUCGCAGACACCGAUCUCGCUCCAUGUCACGAGAACGCAAGAGGAGGACUCGAUCCAAGUCUCGUGAGAAACGCCAUCGCCACAGGUCCCGGUCCAGUAGCCGAAGCCGCAGCCGCAGCCACCAGAGAAGUCGGCACAGUUCAAGAGAUAGGAGCAGAGAGCGAUCCAAGAGGAGGUACUGAAGUGCCGAUGAGAGGAUGCGGAGCUACCUUUAUGUUUUAGCCUUUUGUUUAUUAUGUUACUUAUGCUUAGAUUAUUGGUUUGAAACCUGCACCUGAUAUAUUGAUAUGUACUCAAUUGUAGGUGUAUACAAUUUUUUCUGAUUGUAUGGGUAGUUCAUGCAGAGUUAAUAAUGGCGUGAACCAGAGUAAGAAAUUGAAGCCAGUAUGUGCAGAGGUUAUUGCUUUUCUUUACUUGGAAUGUUGGGGAGGCGGGAGGGGUGCUGAUAAAAACAAAAACUAUUUUAUAGGCAAAUAAUUUUAGGUUCUAAUACUCUUGAGGGUUAUGGGGGUUUUUGUUUGUUUUCCAAUAUGUAUUAACAAAUAGAGAUUCUGAGAAGUCUGUUCAUUAAAAGCAUUGUUUAGCUUUGUUUGCCUGUUUUCCACACUUUGGUGCACUUCUAAAGAGCAAACAGAUUCUACUAUGUUGUUUAAUCUACAGUAUAAAUCAUACAUUUUCAUGUUCACCUUUAGUGUAAUGGGAAGAUUCUGAGUUUGGAGAAAGCUACACCACCUUACUAUAGCAGGAAGCUUCAGAAGAUGCAAUGAGAACAGACAUUGGAUCUGAUUAUCUAGUGAGAGCUAACAAAGGGUUAGAAUGUAGUGGAGCUGUUAAGUCCCCAAAACUCAGGUCACAUGAUAAUCCUAUAGCGUAUAAAUUAUACUUAAAAUUACUUUUCCCCUCCUUGACAACUAUUUUUAGAUAAAUAUAGGAGAGAAACUUGGAGUCCCAAUUACUAGUCUUAAAUUUUUCUGUGGCUUACUCCACAUAAACUAAACCCACAGUAAGCAGACAAAAUCUUUUGUUUUAGACUGAAUUAACCUUUUCCUGAAAUCACAAGCUGAGUUUCUUAAUAGGCUUUCAGUCAACAUUUUAUUUUGUAUAUUUCUGUCUAUGUUCUAAGUAGCCUUUUUUUUUUUUUGGUUUUUGUUUUUGUUUUUUUUGGGGGACAGGGUUUCUCUGUGUAGCCCUGGCUGUCCUGGAACUCACUUUGUAGACCAGGCUGGCCUCGAACUCAGAAAUUCGCCUGCCUCUGCCUCCCAGAGUGCUGGGAUUACAGGCGUGUACCGCCCAGCCUAAGUAGCCUUUAAAGUUAAUUUUCUUAAAUUAGGUAGGGUGUGUGUGUGUGUGUGUGUUGUGUGUUGUGUGUGUUGCGGGGAGGGCUUGCAGGGGAGAUCAGGAGGCCAAGCUCUUAAGUAGCUCAUAUUGGCCUCAUAUUCAUCCUUUAGCCUCAACUUCCUCUUGAGUGCUGGGAUUAUAGGCAUAUGACACCCUGCCUGGCUUUACAAAUUAGAUACUUUCCUCUCUGCUAGCUUGUUAAAAAAAUAGCAAAGUAAUAAUAGUGUAUAUUAACAACCAUUUUCAUGUUAACUCUCGAGUUUUCUGUGUGGGAGAAUACUUGGCCACAGAUUAUAAAGUGAUAAACUGAAUAUCAUAGCGUAAAUGACAUAAAUUUAGAUGAGGAAAAUUUUCAAAAAGAUUUUUUUUUAAAAUGGUUUUAGAUAAUGGAUCAGGCUUUCAUAACUGGUUGUAAUUAAAUAAGUAGGAAAAUAUCUGUAGGCUUCUUACAUUUCAAAACUGGGUUUGUCCUCAGCGCAGUGGCCAGAAACAAACAUUUUUUUUUGUAAUGUUCUUUAUGAUUCUAAAUCUGAGAAUUGGGCAGCUUAGAUAAUAAAGGAUCUAGAUGAUUCUUGUGUUGACCUGCCCAGCUGUCAUUUUUCUGAUGUUUGUCUUACUUGUCUUUAUUGGUGAUGGAGAUGGGAGGGAUGGGUGGGGAGUCUUGUCCUAUCAUUGUGUCAUCCUGAGGCUUCCUGAACUUGUGAAGUUUAUUUAUAUAGGAAAACUUCCCACCAUAUUUAGCAUGUUCAAAAGAGGAUUAUUUUUGUAAAACUAUUAAAAAUUUUGCUUUUCUCAAGAGUA
This is a messenger RNA of Apodemus sylvaticus (European woodmouse), 3470 nucleotides long. RefSeq names its product LUC7 like 2, pre-mRNA splicing factor (gene Luc7l2). Gene Ontology annotation, molecular function: mRNA binding. Gene Ontology annotation, biological process: mRNA splice site recognition. Gene Ontology annotation, cellular component: U2-type prespliceosome; U1 snRNP. The transcript is spliced from 10 exons. Bases 488 to 1513 code for a protein of 341 amino acids. The record is from RefSeq and is a predicted model, not a curated record. Lineage: Eukaryota; Metazoa; Chordata; Mammalia; Rodentia; Muridae.